AUGGCACACAGCGCCUAUCGAAUCGUGCCCCUGGUGGUGGUGGCGCCCGCCGGCCUCGAGCCCGGCCAAGAUGGCAACGCCGCCGCACCGCAUCCUGAGAGCCUUCAGCAAGUAAAGGACAACCAGGACCAGUGCUAUUACUAUCGGGUCCAGGGAGAGCAGCACCGGCGGCGCCUCGUCGACGCCCUCGUCGCGCUGCACGUCGCCUGCAUCCAGUUCGACGGCGCCCUGAUGCGCUUCCACCCGCCCUUUGGCGCCGCCCAGUGGCAGCGCAUGCGGCUCUUUUGGGACGAGCGCGUCGCCCAGGCCGAGGCCGGGCGCAGGGUCGUCCUGCUCGCCCUGCCAGCUGCCGCUUCCGUGCCUGCGCCUGUGCCUGUGCCUGGCGCUGGUGCUGACGUGAAUGCUGGGGGUGGCGGUGUUGGUGGUGUUGGACUUGGCGCUGGUGAUGGUGCUUCAGAGCAUCAGGGCAGCGGUAACCAUGACGCCAAUGACAACGACGUAAACGCAGGCAUAGACAUCGCAGGCGUCGUCGAGCUCGCCACCCCAGACACCGACACGGGCCCCUUCCGCGCCGACGUCGAGAUGCUCAUGGUCUCGCCGAACCACCGCCGCGCCGGCCUGGGCAAGCGGCUCAUGGCCGCGGUCGAGGACGCCGGCCGCCAGCGAGGCAGGACCCUGCUCCAACUCUCCACCACGGCAGGAUCCGUCGCCGAGGAGCGCCUCUACCCUGCCCUGGGGUACACCAAGCUCGGCACCGUGCCCAACUACGGCAUCUCGCCCGUGGACGGACAGCUCGUGGACGGGGUGUACUUUUACAAGGACCUGAGCCGGCCCCCAACAGGCGUGUAA
Purpureocillium lilacinum is the source of this 849-nucleotide messenger RNA. The record is from RefSeq and is a predicted model, not a curated record. Lineage: Eukaryota; Fungi; Ascomycota; Sordariomycetes; Hypocreales; Ophiocordycipitaceae.